Culicoides brevitarsis is the source of this 2224-nucleotide messenger RNA. It is a transcript of the gene MFS10, whose product is annotated as putative inorganic phosphate cotransporter. Gene Ontology annotation, biological process: transmembrane transport; monoatomic anion transport. Gene Ontology annotation, molecular function: transmembrane transporter activity. The transcript is spliced from 8 exons. Gene Ontology annotation, cellular component: plasma membrane. The coding region runs from base 185 to 1747 and encodes 520 amino acids. NCBI's taxonomy places the organism in Eukaryota, Metazoa, Arthropoda, Insecta, Diptera, Ceratopogonidae. The record is from RefSeq and is a predicted model, not a curated record.
ACAAAACUUUUGUUAUUGUUCUCGUCAUCGGAUCAUAAAACUUGGUCGUAAAACAUCAAAUUUUGAAUAAAUUAACCCAAAAAAAGCCUGUGAAAUAGUAGUCAAUUAAGCAAAGCCAACAUCCAAUAAUGCAAAUUAGCACAAAGUUACACAACUAACGAGAGAACGAAAGACUGCUGUGAAGAUGAGCUCAAUUUACGAUGAGGUGUCAGAAUCAGAUGAGGGACCCGCUUUCACAGCUGCGAGACCAAUAAACGACGGUGCCUCCGACUCCGAAAGUGACAACUCGCCUCUCAUCCAUUCACACGAAGAGGAAAAAGAAAUCGAUGGGAAAUUUCCGAAAGCUCGACAAAUCUUGGGUCUCAUGGGCUUUCUGGGAUUCGCAAAUGUCUAUGCGAUGCGCGUGAAUUUGAGUGUUGCAAUUGUGGCGAUGGUUAAUAACACAAAUUCCGACAUCCCGGAUUUCGAUAACAACACAGACGUUUGCCCAUUGCCUCCGUUUUCGAAUUCAACGAUACCAGAUAAAAAUGGCGAAUUCAAUUGGGAUGAAGCAACGCAAGGAAUAAUUUUGGGAUCUUUUUUCUAUGGUUACGUACUGACACAAGUCCCCGGAGGACGAUUUUCCGAAAGAUUCGGCGGAAAGUUGGUUUAUGGCUAUGGAGUACUUAUUACGGCACUUUUUACCUUUUUGACUCCGAUUGCGGCGCAAAUUAAUAUUCCGUGUUUAGUGAUAGUUCGGGUGCUCGAGGGCAUGGGAGAAGGCGUGACGUUUCCCUCGAUGCAUGCGAUGCUCAGUCGAUGGAUUCCGCCGAUGGAGAGAUCGAGAUUUGGGGCGUAUGUUUAUGCGGGGGCGAAUUUCGGGACGAUUAUUUCGCUUCCGUUGUCGGGAUGGCUGUGUUCCCUUGAUUUUAUGGGAGGAUGGCCUUUAGCUUUUUAUAUUUUUGGCGGAUUGGGAAUUGUUUGGUGGAUAUUUUGGAUGGUUCUAGUGUAUGACGAGCCGAAAAAACAUCCUCGUAUAUCGCCAGAGGAACGAAGAUAUAUCGAAGUUGCCUGUAAAACAAAAGAUCAAGAUCGUGACAACGAUGAUUACGUACCGUGGAAAGGAAUUUUCACUUCUGUACCUGUUUGGGCAUUACUAAUUACACAAUGCGGACAGUCAUGGGCAUUCUACACCGUUUUGACCGAAAUUCCAACGUACAUGGCAAACAUAUUGCAUUUCCCGAUUCAGCAAAAUGCAGUUUUGUCGGCGUUACCUUACCUCACAUCGUGGAUUUUCGCAAUUUUAAGCUCCAAUUUUGCCGAUUGGUUACUCAGACGGCAACACGUGAGUCAAUUAACGUCGUACAAAAUUUGGAAUGCCGUUGCUUCAAUAGUGCCUGCCGUUGGAUUGUUAUUUGUUGGAUAUGUCGGAUGUGACAAAGUACUUGUAAUGUUCAUGUUAGCUGGAUUAGGAGCAGCUUAUGGCGGAGUGUAUAGCGGAAAUCAAAUGAAUCACAUGGCGCUGAGUCCGAGACACGCUGGAACGUUGUACGGAAUUACGAAUGCUGCUGCGAAUACUUGUGGUUUCUUAGCUCCCUACGUCAUUGGAGGCUUGAUUCGAGGUCGCGAAAAUCUCACACAAUGGCGCGAAGUGUUCUACUUGGCUGCUGUUCUUGAUAUUUCCGGCAGUCUUAUCUAUCUCCUCUUUGCGAGUGCGGAACAACAACCUUGGAGUACGGUGCGAGGCAGUCGACUCAGUCGUAACUGAUUAUUAGUGAAAACCAAAAUGAGAACUUCCUACAUCUGAAUUGUCUUCGUCUUAAAUUUUUUGACAUUUGUCGAAAAAAAAAAAUCAAAGCGCAAAAAAAUCUCUUAUAUUUACUAUCAUUCCUGUCAUCAACCAACACACAACCAGUUUCAUGUAAUAGUAAUAAUAAUAACUUUAAAUAGAAACGUUUAAACAUAUGUGAUAACUGUAACUGCGAAUGUAUUUUAAUCUGAAUGUUUUUCGUAAGAUAAUGUCCAAGUUGAUAAGCGAACAUAACAAAACUAUAAAAAAAGUACCAUUUGAUGACAAAAACAACCCAGACAUAUUAUAUACAAAGAAACUUUAUUUUAAUAUACAAUUACAAAAAAAAAAAAUAAUCAAAUAAAGUUGAUACACGUUAAUGAAAAUGAUGUUAAAUUUAAAAAAUAAUUUAAUGACAUUAAAUUUACGAAUUAUAUUGAUGAUGAAUACAAAACA